Fomitiporia mediterranea MF3/22 is the source of this 1062-nucleotide messenger RNA. RefSeq names its product cobW-domain-containing protein. Bases 1 to 1062 code for a protein of 353 amino acids. Gene Ontology annotation, cellular component: cytoplasm. The record is from RefSeq and is a predicted model, not a curated record. The transcript is spliced from 5 exons. Lineage: Eukaryota; Fungi; Basidiomycota; Agaricomycetes; Hymenochaetales; Hymenochaetaceae.
AUGCCUAUACCGAUCACUGUCUUCACAGGCUUCGUAGGCGCUGGGAAGACAACAACGAUUCUUGGUUUACUCUCAUCCUUGCCAAAGGGUUACAAGGCGUGCUUACUCAAGAACGAAAUUGGGGAUGUACAAGUUGACAGUCAACUCGCCAAGCAGUCCAGCUUGACCGCGGUUAACGAGAUCCUCAAUGGGUGUCUGUGCUGUGUCUUGGUCGGUCAGAUGAAAACCGCACUUCUUGAGAUAAGAGAAAAGUACAAUCCGGAUAGAAUAUUCAUAGAAACCUCAGGCUCGGCCUUCCCUGCUACUCUCGCGUUCCAAAUUCGCGAGCUAGAACAAGAGACGAACGGAGCACUAAAACUCGACGCUAUUGCUACCGUUAUAGAUGCUGAAAAUUUUACUGGGUACGAAGAUACAAGCCCUACUGCUAGGAUGCAAGCAAGCUAUACUGACAUAAUCUUGAUCAACAAGUGGGAACAUGUGUCGGAGCGUCAGCUGGACAUUGUUCUCGACCAUUUGAAUACUCUGAACGAUCUUACGCCAAAGAUUAAGUGUAACGGCAAAGGGGGCGUGGAUCCAACUCUUAUUUUUGGACUAGACACGAAACUAUUUUCGAACCCCUCCGAGCAUGUACAAGACGGUUCCCAUAAUGAGGAAGUCCAAACCUUGACGAUUCGGCGCGGCUUCUCAGUUCAUCCGCAAAACUGCGCCUGCAAUGGUUCUCAUACGCAUUCCGAGAUUAACGGUCAUGACGGAGCGGACCCUCUUGUUCUUGAUGCAGCACGCUUCUCUUCUGCAUUGUCCACGCUACCUAAAGACAGCAUAUGGAGAGUGAAGGGAUUUGUUCGAUUGACGUCUCCAGACGGAACCUCUACGACAGAGUUCAUUGUCAACUGGGCAUUCGGGCGGCUCGAAUUAACUCCGCGUGUAAUUUCAGACGGAGACACAGACGGUUCAGGUCCCGAAGUGAUGCCAGAUGUACUUCUUACUGUAAUGGGCGAGCGCGGAGAGAUGAGGAGAUCUACUUUGCAAUUCGCGAAGGCGAUAGGUGCCGAGGUGCAUUAG